Messenger RNA from Paramisgurnus dabryanus, 1437 nucleotides. The record is from RefSeq and is a predicted model, not a curated record. NCBI's taxonomy places the organism in Eukaryota, Metazoa, Chordata, Actinopteri, Cypriniformes, Cobitidae.
AUGACAACGGCACCAACAACCACAACAGCUGCACCAACAACCACAACUACUGCACCAACAACCACGACAGCUGCACCAACAACCACUACAGCUGCACCAACAACCACGACAACUACAACAUCAUCUGCAACUGUUGCACCAACAACUUCUACAGCUGUACCAACAACCAUGACAACUGCACCAACAACCAUGACAACUGCACCAAAAACCACGACAGCAGCACCAAAAACCACGACAGCAGCACCAACAACCACUACAGCUGCACCAACAACCACUACAGAUGCACCAACAACCACAACUACUGCACCAACAACCACAACUACUUCGCCAACAUUCACUACAGCUGCACCAACAACCACAACAGCUGCACCAACAACCACUACUACUGCACCAACAUCUAUGACAACUGCACCAUCAUCUACUACAGCUGCACCAACAACCACUACAGCUGCACCAACAACCACAACUACUGCACCAACAUCCACUACAGCUGCACCAACAACCACAACAGCUGCACCAACAACCACUACUACUGCACCAACAACCACGUACAGCGGCACCAACAACCACGACUACUCCAACAUCAUUUACUACAGCUGCACCAACAAUCACACCUACUCUCCCAAUUACCACAACAGCAGCAACAACAACCACAACAGCUGCACCAACAACCACGACUACUGCACCAACAUCUACUACAGCUGCACGAAAAUUUACUACAGCUGCAUCAACAAUCACGACAGUUGCACCAACAACCACAACAGUUGCACCAACAACCACAACAGUUGCAACAACAAACACUACAGCUGCACCAACAUCUACGACAACUGCACCAACAACCACGACAGCUGCACCGCCAACCACGCCAGCUGCCCUUACAAUCACGACAGUUGCACCAACAACCACUACAGCUGCAAUAACAACCAUGACUACUGCACCAACAUCUACUACAGCUCAACUACUGCACCAACAACCACGACAGCUGCACCAACAACCACUACAGCUGCACCAACAACCACGACUACUACAACAUCAUCUGCAACUGUUGCACCAACAACUUCUACAGCUGCACCAACAACCAUGACAACUGCACCAACAACCAUGACAACUGCACCAAAAACCACGACAGCAGCACCAAAAACCACGACAGCAGCACCAACAACCACUACAGCUGCACCAACAACCACUACAGAUGCACCAACAACCACAACUACUGCACCAACAACCACAACUACUUCGCCAACAUUCACUACAGCUGCACCAACAACCACAACAGCUGCACCAACAACCACUACUACUGCACCAACAUCUAUGACAACUGCACCAUCAUCUACUAUAGCUGCACCAACAACCACUACAGCUGCACCAACAACCACAACUACUGCACCAACAUCCACUACAGCUGCACCAACAACCACAACAGCUGCACCAACAACC